Closterium sp. Yama58-4 is the source of this 744-nucleotide messenger RNA. The record is from the annotation of a GenBank genome assembly. Lineage: Eukaryota; Viridiplantae; Streptophyta; Zygnematophyceae; Desmidiales; Closteriaceae.
AUGCGGUGCGCAGGGACGGUCUCGCCGCCUCACUCAUUGCUCAUCCACGUCUGGCCAAUGAUGGGGCCGCAAGGGGCGGCGGAGUUUCUGCUCGUCUCGUCGGAAGUGGACACGUCAGGGAGGGUCAUGGACACGGCGGCGAAUGCCGUCGACACUCAACCGAUUUCCCACGCUCCUCUCUCUCACCCUUCCCACACUCCUCGUGCGCACACUUCCACUCCCCUCAACAUCCCUCUCCCUCCUGCUAUACCCUUCAACCUCAACCUCAACUUCAACCUCAACCUCAACCUCAACCUCAACCUCAACCUCAACCUCAACCUCACCCUCAACCUCAACCUCAACCUCAACCUCACCCUCAACCUCAACCUCACCCCCAACCUCAACCUCAACCUCACCCUCACCCCCAACCCCACAAUCGUUAUCAACACGAGCGGAGCGGCGCGGCAAGCAGUGUGGCAAGUGGUUGCGAUUGCAGGAGCAACGGCAGCAGCGGCAGCAGCAGCAGCAGCAGCAGCAGCAGCAGCAGCAGCAGCAGCAGCAGCAGUAGUGAAGGAUCUGGCAGAAGCAGCAGCAGGAGAAGCAGCAGGGAGUGCAUGCCGCUGCUUCACUCCUCUGCCUCGUACGUGCCUCCCUCUCUGCCCCACUUCGUUUCGUGCGUCUCUGCUAUGCUUCGUGCCUCUCCUGCUCUGCUUUGUGCCCCGCACUACUGCUUCUUCCGUCUCACCUUCCCUUUUUCGUGUUUGA